Fukomys damarensis (Damara mole-rat) is the source of this 1103-nucleotide messenger RNA. RefSeq names its product phospholipase A2 group XIIB (gene Pla2g12b). Gene Ontology annotation, molecular function: A2-type glycerophospholipase activity; calcium ion binding. Gene Ontology annotation, biological process: cholesterol homeostasis; triglyceride homeostasis; arachidonate secretion. Gene Ontology annotation, cellular component: extracellular region. Bases 147 to 734 code for a protein of 195 amino acids. The transcript is spliced from 4 exons. The record is from RefSeq and is a predicted model, not a curated record. NCBI's taxonomy places the organism in Eukaryota, Metazoa, Chordata, Mammalia, Rodentia, Bathyergidae.
CACUUCUGGGGAACACACAGAUUGAGUGUUCCCGAUAAUCUCGUUCCCUGUGCCGCCUGACAUCCGGCCGGGUGGGCUGUGUCCCCAGACUUCUGGGACACUGGCAGGGGUCUGAGGACAGCACUCAGGACCUACCUGUCUGCAGGAUGAAGCUGCCCACUGGCUUCUUGAUCUUGUGGCUCAGCCUGCGGGGUGGCCUGGCUCAGAGCGACCCCAGCCCCGAAGCAGAGGAGUCCUUUUCUGACUGGGGCCUCCGGCACCUGCGGGGCAGCUUUGAAUCAGUGAACAGCUACUUCGAUUCUUUCCAGGAGCUGCUGGGAGGAAAGAAUGGAAUCUGUCAAUACCGAUGCCGAUUCGGAAAAGCACCAAUGCCCAGACCUGGCUACAAACCUCAGGAACCCAAUGGCUGCAGCUCCUAUUUCCUGGGUCUCAAGGUACCAGAAAGAAUGGACUUGGGCAUUCCAGCAAUGACCAAGUGCUGCAACCAGCUGGAUGUUUGCUAUGACACGUGUGGGGCCAACAAGUAUCGCUGCGAUGCAAAAUUCCGAUGGUGUCUCCACUCCAUCUGCUCCGACCUUAAGCGGAGCCUGGGCUUUGUCUCCAAUGUGGAAGUAGCCUGUGAUUCUCUGGUUGACACAGUGUUCAAUACCGUAUGGACCUUGGGCUGCCGGCCCUUUAUGAAUAGUCAACGGGCAGCUUGCAUCUGUGCGGAAGAGGAGAAAGAAGAAUUAUGAUGAGGUGGUUCCACAACUGUCAGUCUCAGAGAUGGAGCAUGGCAGGCGUGUGUCAUCCUUUCUUCUGCCAAACUGGAUAACACCAGCCGGAGAAGGGAGACAGUGAGUCCUGUCCUUUGAGGAAAGAUGAGAGAAGUGUGGAGAGAUUGAAGCUACUCUGACACUGUUCUCCCUGACCUGCACACAUUCACCUGGAUUCACUGCUCAGCAUAAAGACUAUGCUACGAGCAAGCCCUGUGAUCCCUGGACCUGAUCAUCCUGUUCAUACGUGAAAAUUUCAGGAGUCCAACCCUGUGGGAUGCAGUGACUUUCCUUUGGCCUGGUUUCCUCAUUUGCCAGUAAGCACCUCACAUUUAAUAAAAUGUACUU